AUGAGUCUCUUGACCUUUUUAUUAUUGCUUGUCUUGCAGGUUUUCCAAGUGCAAGCACAUUCAAGAGCUAGAGACACCGUUGAUAAAUCAGCUGCUAUUGAGAAGCUUGAGUUCUCACAGGAUCCGCAUACUAUUGGCGCUGCAUCUUCAUUUCAAGUCGAGUUUGAUGUUCCUUAUGAGCGUCAACGAAUUACGCUCAACUUGCAGCCAUCAAGACAUGUGUUGACACAAAACACGAAUAUUGAGCAUGUCAAGCCGAAUAAGAAAUAUGGACAGACUCUGGAUCUCAAGGGCUCUAGCCCGUUGUUAUACAAGGGAGUCGCUUGGGUGAAUGAUGAUGAGAAGCAAACCCGACGGAGAGUAGGGUGGGCACGAAUGAUGGUGCGAUAUCGAGAGGGACGACAUGUGAUUGAAGGUACAUUUACGAAUGACGGCGCUUACCACCACAUUUCCCUCGACUCGAAUUAUCGACAGACGCGACGACUGGAUAAUAGCGAUUCGAAGGAAGCCAAACGAAACAUGAGAGUCUGGAAGGAAUUGGUGGGCCCUGAACAUGAUGCCAUUCUUAAGCGAUCCGCGACAGAGAAGCCAUCCUGUGGAGCCCAUAGAUUCAACCCGGAACAAUUCGCAUUCGAAGAAGCCGAAAAUUACGAGGGAAUGAAGAAGAGAGACGAUUCUCAUCCUCCCCUUGGAAUCACCCGUCGACAAAACCCCAGCGACUGGUUCGAUCCCGCCAACCACGUUGGAGACACAGAUGGCUGUCCUUCAUCUCGACGAGUUGCCUUGGUCGGAAUCGCAGCCGAUUGUUCAUACACAGCUGAGUUCGACAACAUGCAAGAUGCUCGCGAUAACAUUAUUUCGAUGGUCAAUGUUGCAUCUCAGGUUUACGAGGAUACUUUCAACAUCGCCUUGGCAAUCCAGAACUUGACCAUGUCCGACCCAUCCUGCCCCGCUGACGCACCGACCUCCAUGCCCUGGAACCUCCCCUGCACUGCCAACGUUGACAUCAACACCCGGCUCAACCUCUUCACGAGGUGGAGAAACAGGAUGCGCGAUAACAACGCUGUUUGGUCUCUUUUGACAGCCUGCAGAAGUGGCUCAACAGUUGGUAUCGCUUGGAUCGGAAGUAUUUGCAACCGAUCGGGAAGAUCUAUCUACGGCGGCGGAGGUACUGCGUCUGCGAAUGUGGUCGUUCGCACAAGCAACGAAUGGCAGGUCUUUGCGCAUGAGCUGGCGCAUAACUUUGGAGCCGCUCAUGACUGCACGUCCAGCGAAUGCAGCGAUGGAUAUUCCCGCAGUGAUGACUGUUGCCCGCUUAGUCGCUCAACAUGCGACGCGCGAAAUCAGUAUAUCAUGAACCCGCAAAGCACACCAGGAAUCGAGGAAUUCUCACCCUGUACUAUCGGAACCAUUUGCACCGGCAUUGGAGAGGAGCACAUCGACACAAGCUGUCUGGUAUCCGAGGAUGAUGUGCCAGACAUCAAUGACAGUCAAUGCGGUAAUGGAAUUGUCGAGCCUGGAGAAACAUGCGAUUGCGGUGGUUCAAGACGCUGUCCCUCUGAUUCCUGCUGCAACCCCGAAACAUGCCAACUUCGUGAAGGCGCCGAAUGUGAUCCCGUCAGCGAUGGGUGUUGCACCGAAGAAUGCCGCGUUGCAGACAGCGGCUUGGUCUGCAGAGAAAGCACAGCCGACUGCGAUCCCGAGGAGCGCUGCGACGGAAGUUCAGGUCAAUGUCCCAUCGACGUACAAAACUGUACCGACGACGACGACUUCGACGGUGAUGGUAGAAGCUGGUUCGAUCGAAACCGCACAGCUGUUAUCGCGACAGCUGCUUCAGUCGGUGGUUUCAUUGUUCUUCUCACCCUGUGCUGUCUACUCUCAUGUUUGAGAAGGAGGAGCAAGGCGAGAAAACAGAAGGAGGCCAAGUUGAGGAGUAUGAGUGAUGGAUCGAAUCCUCCAUCUUUUGAUCAGGCGAGAGAGACUACGCAGAUGCCGACUGCGCCUAGGAUGACGCAUAGAUAUACAUAG
Fusarium coffeatum is the source of this 2028-nucleotide messenger RNA. RefSeq lists its product as uncharacterized. Gene Ontology annotation, molecular function: metalloendopeptidase activity. The record is from RefSeq and is a predicted model, not a curated record. Lineage: Eukaryota; Fungi; Ascomycota; Sordariomycetes; Hypocreales; Nectriaceae. Gene Ontology annotation, biological process: proteolysis. Bases 1 to 2028 code for a protein of 675 amino acids. The transcript is spliced from 2 exons.